GGCGCUACUGUGGCUUUGAAAUACCACAUCCAGUGACGUCCUUCAGCAACUCUUUGGUGAUCAAUUUCAUCUCUGAUUACUCUGUCUCCAAGAAAGGGUUUAGAGCUGUCUAUUCUGCCUCCACCUCCAGUUGUGGCGGGGAUCUGGUGAUGCAGAGUGGUGCAUUUAACAGCCCUAACUAUCCAGAUGCUUAUCCUCCAAACAUGGAAUGUGUUUGGACACUUAGGAGCUCACCAGGGAACCGUAUACAGAUCUCAUUUAUUAUGUUUCACCUUCAAGGAGACUCAGACUGUCAAAAUGACUACCUGGAAAUCCGAGAAGGCAGUUCAGCUGGAUCUCUUGUUGGUCGUUUCUGUGGAGCCUCGCUGCCCUCCAACUACACAUCUGUGACUGGUCACAUCCUGUGGGUUAAAUUUGUCUCGGAUGGAUCAGUUAGUGGGGCCGGAUUUAGAGUCACCUUCUCGCACUUGUACGGGGUUGAUUUGGUGGGAGAAUCGGGUCAGAUUGCAUCGCCACUGUUUCCCAGGACAUAUCCCAAUAAUGCCAAUUACAGAUGGACCAUAACAGUGGAAGGGGACAGCUACAUUCAGAUCAGCUUUUUGGACAUGGACAUAGAGGACCUCUAUAACUGCUACUAUGACCAAUUAAAAAUAUUUGAUGGUCCAGAUGUUUAUUCCUACCCUCUCGGAACAUUCUGUGGUCUGAACUUACCAACUCCACUUAGAAGUUCAGGAAGCACUGUCACCUUGCACUUCAAAUCAGAUUCAGUAGUGGGAGGACGAGGCUUCCUUGUGGACUGGACAGCUGUGAAAGACUCUGGACCACCACCUACUAUUACACCAGGGGCUUGCGGUGGACUUCUUCUAAUUGGAAAUUCUCCUGGUUUCCUCUUUUCCCCUGGAUGGCCUGAAAACUAUCCUCCUAACCAAGACUGUACCUGGCUCAUUCGGGCUCCAGAUUCCAUCAUAGAAUUUAAUUUCUUGUCUCUGGACAUGGAGGGAUAUCCACCCUGCUACUCUGACAGCCUGAUCAUCAGAGAUG
This is a messenger RNA of Poecilia latipinna (sailfin molly), 1041 nucleotides long. RefSeq names its product cubilin-like. Gene Ontology annotation, molecular function: serine-type endopeptidase activity. The transcript has 6 exons. The record is from RefSeq and is a predicted model, not a curated record. NCBI's taxonomy places the organism in Eukaryota, Metazoa, Chordata, Actinopteri, Cyprinodontiformes, Poeciliidae. The annotation marks the transcript as partial.